Serpula lacrymans var. lacrymans S7.9 is the source of this 396-nucleotide messenger RNA. RefSeq lists its product as uncharacterized. The record is from RefSeq and is a predicted model, not a curated record. The coding region runs from base 1 to 396 and encodes 131 amino acids. NCBI's taxonomy places the organism in Eukaryota, Fungi, Basidiomycota, Agaricomycetes, Boletales, Serpulaceae. The transcript is spliced from 3 exons.
AUGACCCUGAUGGGGAAUAUGGAAGAGGCAAUCAAAUAUUCCAGCUACAAUAAAUUCACCAUCUCCCUUACAUUUGGAUGUAACCUUACUAUGCAGUGUAAUAGAACAAGUAGAGUACCAGAUGGUUUUAUUGGGAGAUGGUUUUAUAGUAAGGGUGACUAUAAAAUGUUAAUGCUGAUGGAGGCAAUGCUUGUCCAUAUUAUGGAAAUUGAGGAGCAUUCUGAGUUGGUUGAGGACACUGGGGAUGAAGACAGUGAGAAUGAGGAAGAAAAUGGGAGCAGUAGUAGUGGUGAAGAGGAGGACAUUCAAGUCACUGAUGUCAGUGCAAGAAAGUCCCAAUUGCCCAAGAAAGAGGAGUCCCUCCAACCUGGGUCCCGUAAAAUCUCUGCAAUGUAA